AUGGUGUCCCCGUUCCUCGCAUCCGACCCUGUCGCUGAAGAAGGCUCGCUAGCCAUCCUCCACCUCCGUCGCAAUCUCCUCACGCCGACAAUCCUGAGCGCACGCGACGAGGCGGACCAGGGCUACAAGGAGGGAAAAGUAACCAAUACGCGAUACGGCUCGUUCCCGCACAGUACGCUAAUCAAUAAGCCAUGGGGCUCGCAAAUUCUCGCGUCGAAGGUUGAUACCGGGUCAAGGGGCCGGAAGUCCAAGGGCGGCAAGGCGGCGCACUCGUUGAAGAGGAAAGCUGACGAGGUAGAAGCCUCAGAGGAGGGAUCGAAAGCGUCAGAUGCCGUUGCAGCGACCAGUGGAUUUGUUCAUCUCUUGCGGCCUACGCCUGAGUCGUGGACAUCGUCGUUGCCGCACCGCACGCAAGUCGUUUAUACAGCCGAUUACAGCUAUAUCCUCCACCGCCUGCGCGCGCGCCCCGGAAGUUCUAUUAUAGAGGCCGGUGCUGGAAGUGGCUCCUUUACUCAUGCGGCAGCUAGAGCUGUCUUCAACGGAUACCCAUCGAGCAGCCAUUGUGCCAAAAGACGGCGGCUGGGCCAGGUCUCCAGCUUUGAGUUCCACGAGACACGAGUACAAAAGGUUCGCGAGGAGAUCAAAGCCCACGGCUUAGAUGGGAUUGUGCGGGUAAAUCAUCGCGAUGUGUACAAUGAUGGGUUUCUAUUGGGCCCACCGUGGAAUGGUGAAUCUCCAAAGGCAAACGCCAUCUUCCUCGACCUUCCCGCGCCGUGGUUGGCCCUGAAACAUCUUGUCCGUAACCCGCCUGAUGGCUCCGAAUCUCCUUUAGAUCCCACAUCGCCCGUGCACAUAUGCACAUUUUCCCCGUGCCUUGAACAAGUUCAGCAAACAAUCAGUGCCCUGAGACAGCACUCCUGGCUUUCCAUAUCCAUGGUCGAAGUCAUGCACCGCAACAUUGAAGUAAGAAGGGAGAUCUACGCCGUGGAAUGCAAUGGAGGCCUCCGCGGCUCCAUCUCCGGCCCAAGAAACGUCGAAGAAGCCCUUUCCAAGCUGCGAUCCGAAGAACAAGCCAGAGCACUACGCGAGAAGCUGCGGGAGAAAGCCUUCAGUGCCCAUAUUCAAACAGGGCCGAGUCAUUCACCGUUCCGAGCCAGAAAUUAA
Uncinocarpus reesii 1704 is the source of this 1164-nucleotide messenger RNA. RefSeq lists its product as uncharacterized. Lineage: Eukaryota; Fungi; Ascomycota; Eurotiomycetes; Onygenales; Onygenaceae. The record is from RefSeq and is a predicted model, not a curated record. The transcript has 2 exons. The coding region runs from base 1 to 1164 and encodes 387 amino acids. Gene Ontology annotation, biological process: tRNA methylation. Gene Ontology annotation, cellular component: tRNA (m1A) methyltransferase complex; nucleus.